Penicillium coprophilum is the source of this 1668-nucleotide messenger RNA. RefSeq lists its product as uncharacterized. Bases 1 to 1668 code for a protein of 555 amino acids. NCBI's taxonomy places the organism in Eukaryota, Fungi, Ascomycota, Eurotiomycetes, Eurotiales, Aspergillaceae. The transcript is spliced from 2 exons. The record is from RefSeq and is a predicted model, not a curated record.
AUGAUGGACGAAAUCAAGAACGUGAAUACCAAGACAGCCAAUCAAGCUUGGAGACGAAAACCUCGCCAGUUCGCUCCAAAGUCAAGAUUAGGCUGUCGCAUCUGUGAUGGUUAUAGUGAAAUACCCCUUGCCUUCAGGACCGAGAAGACCGAGAUUGAAUCAAGUCAUUAUCACAACAAGAAGGCCGACAGCGCAGAAAGCUUCAAUAGUUACCACCCUAGCACCACUAUCAGUGCAUAUCAGCCAAAACAAUGGCGCGCAAAAUGCCAUGGCCUCAUUACGCAGAAUCUCGGACCCUUCAUGAUCCUACCAGUGACUGGGUCCGCCCAGACAGAAGCAAUGUGUUUUUUCGAAGAUAUUUCGAUCAAGCAUUUGAAUGAAUACCACCCCUGCGAAUCAUGGCGAAAGACUCUUAUGUUCUUCUCUCAAACAGUGCCGUCGGUGCGGCAUGCCGCCAUUGCUCUGGCCUUGAUACACCGAGAAUAUCUGAACCGCGACCCUAGCGAUCGUGUGCAUCGACCACAAUCUUCGGAAGGCGGGUUACCGGACAAGGCUCCCCUGCUUUACUACAAUCGGGCCAUUCAACUUCUUCUAAACCAGGAAAGUGGUGAUAGCACCCAUAUAACAGCCGUCACCCUUUUGGUCUGCUAUCUCUUCACCUGCUUUGAUCAUCUAGCAGGCAACUACGUACAAGCACUUAAGCACCUGCGCGGAGGUGUCGAGCUCUCACGCAACAUCGAUGAGGCUAUACUGAACAGCAACAUUACAUAUGACAAUUCCAACCCCCCGGGGGCUCACACGCUUAUCUGUCAAAUCACAAGACAAAUCCGCCGUCUCGAUAGGCAGGCCGCAACAUUUCUGGUCGACUGGACUCCAGCUGAUAUCCAGGAAACACUUAUGUUCCAGCUUCUCCCUUCCGGCAAUACCUUUCAGUCUCUCGACCAAGCCGCCGACCACCUCCAGGUCCUUGUCGCUUGGAUAAUGAGACUGCACAACACGGAACAGCAAAUUGCCCUGAUGGGUCAGGUGCCGUCACCUUCGUCACUAAAGGAUAUCAUCCUCCGGCAGUUGGAAACAUGGUCGAAUCUCUUCCAAAACAUACUGCAACAACGCAGCUCUUAUGAGAUAGAUCCUAAGACUUACCCGCUCAUAUCACUGCUGCGUCUACAACAUACUGUCGCGUGGAUUUUCCUCAGUAAUGACGGUCCGGGCAGGGAAAUGGACUAUGACAACUUCCUGCCCCAGUUCCAGCAAUGCCUGGCCUUGGCAGACGAGAUAGCGGCAGCACAUGAGCGGUAUUCGGGGUCGUUAAAGCCGAGAUUUACGCCGGAGAUUGGAAUUGUUCCCGUGCUUUAUAUCAUCGGGAUCAAAUGUCGACAUCCUAUGGUCCGACGCGAGGUCUUGGGUAUCUUGCGACGGCAACCGAUACGGGAGGCGGUUUGGGAUAGCAUUUCUGCUGCCAGGUUGGUUGAGCGGGUAAUCGAGAUUGAAGAGGGGGGGCUCAGAGAGGGACAAAUAAUACCGAGCAUGGAAGAAAUAGCUGUGUGGCAGAGGAUCGAGACUUUGUCUUGGGUACAUGUCGUCGGUGGACAGUCUGCGGCCAGGUUGGAUAUUACAUAUACGUUCUGCGUGCGGAAAGGAAUGCAUACCGAGUCUCUCGUGAUAUAG